CAGUGCAUUCAUCUUCUCAUUGUGCUCAUUGCUUCUUUAAAACCCUUCAAAAACCAACCAGCAGGAUUCAAGAACCCAUUUAGUUUUUCCUCUCCAUCAAUUGCCUACCACCAAAUUUUUCAAUCCUUUAUCUGCUCUUUCUUCAUAACUUAUUUGAAUUCUCUCUCGGAAUCAUGGAUAGUGGAUCUAGGGUUUACAUUUCUAGAUUCCCUAAAAAAACAGUUUCAAAACGACCAAAACCACUUCCCAGGAGAAGCCGGAGACUUCAAGAUAAACCUAAAGAGCAAGUAUUCCCUGAAAUCAACAUGACUAGUGAAGAAGAUGAAGAAGCAGAAGAUGAUGAAGAUAAAACAUGGUCGUGUUCCUCAUCUGAGGAAGAAGAAGAAAAAGAAGAGUUGUGUUCAUCAUCUGAGGAAGAAGAAGUCAGAGAUCAUAAGAAGAAGAACCAGAAAAAAGAAGAAAAAGAAGACAAGUCAUGGUUGUGUUCAUCAUCUGAGGAAGAAGAAGUCAGAGAUCAUAAGAAGAAAAAAGUGGAAAAAGAAGAUAAAUCAUGGUUGUGUUCAUCAUCUGAGGAAGAAGAAGUCAGAGAUCAUAAGAAGAAGAACAAGGGAAAAAAAGAAAAAGAAGACACAUCAUGGUUGUGCUCAUCAUCAGAGGAAGAAGAAGUCAGAGAUCAUAAGAAGAACAACGAGAAAUGUAAGAAACGUAAGUAUUCGAAGAAGACUAAAUAUGAGGAUAGAGAAAUGAGAAGGAGACGACAAAGGGCAAUUGAGAUGGGUGAUGGGUUCCAGUCCGAAAACCCUUUUUUCACAAUUGUUUUACAACCAUCUUACAUCACCCACAAAUACCUGCCUAUACCUGCUUCCUUUGAUCAGACUCACUUGCUAAGCCUCGGAAAAAGAAUUAAAGCUCAUGUUGAGGAUAAAGAAGAGUACUGGCUACUGAGUUUCCCAAAGAAUAGCAAAGGAAGGUUAACUAUUGGAGUUCCAUCUUUUCUGAAAGAUAAUGAUUUGGUUGUAGGAGAUGUUAUAACUAUGGAGAUAAUGGAGGAGAUGACGUCCAUAUACCUUGAUGCCAAAGUUCAUAUUUUUCGUCCUGUUAAACUAAUAUGUUAUUAAGAAGACUUAGUUAAACUACCUUAAUUUCUAUGAAGUAUGGAUUUAAGUUGUUAUAAGUAUGCACUAGAACAUAGUUUUGCUUAAGUUAAUUCAAGAAUGUAGUGAUUUUCACGUUUUAACAACAGGUAUAACUUGUUUUAUUAAACUUACUCUCUAAUAUCUUUA
Molecule: messenger RNA, 1283 nt
Organism: Papaver somniferum (opium poppy)
Lineage: Eukaryota; Viridiplantae; Streptophyta; Magnoliopsida; Ranunculales; Papaveraceae
Product: B3 domain-containing protein REM19-like
Exons: 2
Coding region: 174-1118 (314 amino acids)
Molecular function (GO): DNA binding
Source: RefSeq, a predicted model, not a curated record